Dunckerocampus dactyliophorus (ringed pipefish) is the source of this 7262-nucleotide messenger RNA. RefSeq names its product diphosphoinositol pentakisphosphate kinase 1a (gene ppip5k1a). Bases 478 to 3774 code for a protein of 1098 amino acids. Gene Ontology annotation, cellular component: cytosol. Lineage: Eukaryota; Metazoa; Chordata; Actinopteri; Syngnathiformes; Syngnathidae. Gene Ontology annotation, biological process: inositol phosphate biosynthetic process; inositol metabolic process. The record is from RefSeq and is a predicted model, not a curated record. Gene Ontology annotation, molecular function: inositol hexakisphosphate kinase activity; 5-diphosphoinositol pentakisphosphate 1-kinase activity; diphosphoinositol pentakisphosphate kinase activity. The transcript is spliced from 26 exons.
GUCUUCUCUUAUGCUAUUGGUUAAUUUAAACGUCGAUCUUACUUUUUUCUGCACGAAUCAUUAAGGUAGGUUUCACGUUCAAAGUAUCAAGGCAGGAAGCGACCUGACGGCAGGGAUGCGAUCGUUCCAGUCACACUAGAACCUUGCAUCAAAAUGGAGGAAAAGUCCAGGGAUAACUGGUGUUUUAGCUUCCAAGUUGCUGAAGGGCCGUUCGAAGUCCAGAGCAGUCUCAUGUGAAUGAGGAAUGAGUGACAGCAUUGUUGCAAAGAACUACUGGAAAUGAUAGUUCCCCUCCACUUCUCACAUUUGAAUGCCACUUACUAAGGAUCAUUUUUUUCUCUGCAUCCCACCACACCAUCUCUGCUGUCUGCUGUUAGGCAGAGUUGAAUCGUUCGUGUCCUCUGGCCUCGUGCCCUUCCAUUGGUGUUGGCGUACGAUGGCGCGGUGGGACGCUGAGGGCUGCAGUGGGAGACUGUGAUGUCCGAGCCAAACAGUCCGGGUGAGAGCCGGCGUGCCGCUCCCAGAUUCUUCGUGGGUUGCGAAGACGAUGAGAGCGAGGUCUUGGAUGAUAGCAUAAGGACAGACAUGGAACUGUAUGAGGACGACGAAGACACAGACUCACCACCAGAGCAACAGAUCAUGGUGGGGAUCUGCUGCAUGAUGAAGAAGUCCAAGUCCAAGCCAAUGACUCAGAUACUGGAGAGACUAUGCAGGUUUGAGUACAUCACCGUGGUCAUCUUUCCGGAGGACGUCAUCCUCAAUGAGCCAGUGGAAAAUUGGCCGCUGUGUGACUGCCUCAUCUCCUUCCACUCCAAAGGAUUUCCACUAGAUAAAGCAGUGAGCUAUGCCAAGCUAAGAAACCCUCUGCUCAUCAAUGACCUGAACAUGCAGUACUACAUUCAGGACAGGAGGGAAGUAUAUCGCAUCCUACAGGAAGAGGGAAUAGAUCUACCACGCUAUGCUGUGCUGAAUCGUGACCCAGAUAAACCAGAUGAGUGCAACCUGGUGGAAGGAGAAGACCACGUGGAGGUGAAUGGAGAGAUAUUCCAGAAGCCUUUUGUUGAGAAGCCUGUCUGUGCUGAGGACCACAAUGUCUACAUCUACUACCCGACUUCUGCUGGUGGUGGCAGCCAGCGUCUCUUCAGAAAGAUUGGGAGCAGAAGCAGUGUAUACUCACCGGAGAGCAGCGUAAGGAAGACUGGCUCGUACAUCUAUGAAGAAUUUAUGCCAACAGAUGGCACCGAUGUCAAGGUGUAUACUGUGGGGCCUGACUAUGCUCAUGCCGAAGCCAGAAAGUCUCCUGCUUUGGACGGGAAGGUAGAGCGAGACAGCGAGGGCAAGGAGGUCCGUUACCCUGUCAUGCUGUCAGCUAUGGAGAAACUGGUUGCCAGAAAAGUCUGUUUAGCUUUCAAGCAAACUGUGUGUGGCUUUGACCUCCUUCGAGCCAAUGGACACUCCUACGUGUGUGAUGUCAACGGUUUCAGCUUCGUGAAGAACUCUAUGAAAUACUACGAUGACUGCGCCAAGAUCUUAGGGAAUCUUGUAAUGCGGGAGCUAGCUCCUCAGUUUCAGAUUCCCUGGUCCAUCCCCACUGAGGCAGAGGACAUCCCGAUUGUUCCGACCACAUCGGGGACCAUGAUGGAAUUACGCUGUGUGAUCGCUGUCAUCCGACAUGGAGACAGAACACCCAAGCAGAAGAUGAAGAUGGAAGUUCGCAACCCCUUGUUCUUUGACCUUUUUGAAAAAUAUGGAGGCUACAAAACUGGGAAAUUAAAACUGAAGAAGCCAAAGCAACUGCAGGAGGUGCUGGACAUCACACGGCAGUUGUUGGCAGAUCUGGGUCAGCACAACGACUGUGAGAUAGAGGAAAAGAAGUCCAAACUGGAGCAGCUGAAAACUGUUCUAGAAAUGUAUGGGCACUUCUCCGGGAUUAACAGAAAAGUGCAGCUAACCUACUUGCCUUAUGGGCAGCCCAAAACUUCAAGUGAAGAAGAAGACACGCGUAAGGAAGGUCCAUCUCUGCUGCUGGUGCUAAAAUGGGGAGGAGAGCUGACGCCUGCAGGCAGAGUGCAGGCUGAGGAGCUCGGGAGGGCCUUCCGCUGUAUGUACCCUGGAGGACAAGGAGACUAUGCUGGUUUUCCUGGCUGUGGAUUGCUGCGGUUGCAUAGCACUUACAGACAUGACCUGAAGAUAUAUGCAUCUGAUGAAGGCAGGGUGCAGAUGACUGCUGCGGCUUUUGCGAAGGGUUUGUUGGCCUUGGAGGGUGAGCUGACUCCCAUUCUAGUACAGAUGGUAAAGAGUGCGAACAUGAACGGGCUGCUGGAUAGCGACAGCGACUCACUGAGCGGCUGUCAGCAUCGCGUCAAAGCCAGACUUCAUGAGAUUCUACAGAAGGACAGGGAUUUUCUAGAUGAAGACUACGACAGGCUGGCCCCAACAUGUAGUGCGUCUUUAGUGAACUCAAUGAAAAUAGUGCAGAACCCAGUGGCAACAUGUGACCAGGUUUAUGCCCUCAUUCAAAGUCUUACCGCUCAGAUCCGCAAAAGAAUGGAGGAUCCCAAGUCAGCUGACCUGCAACUUUACCACAGUGAGACAUUGGAACUGAUGCUGCAGCGCUGGUCCAAACUUGAGAGAGACUUCCGCAUGAAGAACGGCCGCUACGACAUCAGUAAAAUACCCGACAUUUACGACUGUGUGAAAUACGACGUUAUUCAUAAUGCCACUCUGGGCUUGGAGGACACAUUGGAGUUGUUCAGACUUUCUCGUGCCUUGGCUGACAUUGUCAUUCCACAGGAAUAUGGCAUAAACAAAGCUGAGAAGCUAGACAUUGCAUAUGCCUACUGCCUCCCACUGGUCAGAAAGAUCCAGCUUGACCUUCAGAGGACUCAUGAGGAUGAGUCUGUCAACAAGCUGCACCCUCUAUAUUCCCGUGGAGUGAUGUCGCCUGGACGCCAUGUCAGGACACGUCUGUAUUUCACCAGCGAGAGUCACGUACACUCUCUGCUGAGUAUUUUCCGCUAUGGCGGUUUGCUUGAUGUAAGCUUCCUGACUUUAAGUGAGUCAAUGACUCUACCUGGGACCAGGCUAAAAUUGAGUUCCUGUGUGUUUUACGUGCUAAAGGAAGAGAAGGAUCAACAGUGGAAUCGUGCCAUGGAUUACCUGAGCGCUGUCUCGGAACUCAACUACAUGACUCAGAUUGUCAUCAUGCUAUAUGAGGACAACAAUAAGGAUCUCACCUCAGAGGAACGCUUCCAUGUGGAGCUUCACUUUAGUCCGGGAGUCAAAGGUGUUGAGGAAGAAGAAAAUGCACCAACUGGCUUUGGCUUUAGGCCAGCCUCUGCAGAGGUAGCGCGACAGAAUGGGCAAAAACAGACUGACCCCGGGAGCCUGGAGGACCUCUCACGCGAUGAGACAGACAGAGCUGUACCGCUGUCUGAGCCCAUCACCAUCCAGAGAAGAUCACCACUUAUACGCAACCAUAAGACUGGAUCUAUGGAGGUUCUGUCCGAGACUUCAUCCACCAAAGUAGGGAGCUAUCGCCUCUUCUCCUUCUGUUCUCGUCAAUCUCCUGACAUCAAACAAAGUGGGUUAGGCUCUCAGUGUGCCGGGCUGUUCAGCACCACUGUCCUAGGUGGGUCCUCUAGCGCACCUAACCUGCAGGACUACGCACGCGCGCACCGCAAAAAAUUCUCCACCAGCAGUCUGUCCUACAAAGACGCUGCACUGACUUUCUGCUUGUCUAUUCAGUGUUUCUGUAUUGGUACUUCAGCUUGAACUCAUAGUGGCCUUAAAUAUCAGUCCAUUGGCAGUUGCUGUCAGAUGUUUUCAUACACUCGUCAUGGGAAUGAAUGUCAAAACAAUUUUUUGGCCCUUAAUGAUUUAUUUAAACUGUUCUUUUUCGAGGGUAGACGUAUUUUUGCAGUGCACAUCUUUUGAUUUUUGAAAACGAAAGGGGUAGUUUGAAUAUAUUUAGGAUUUCUGUAACUUACACACAGAAAUACAACAGAGAAUAAUAGAAUAUACUGUAGGUUUAAUUAUACACAUACAAUCCCCUUUAUUGUAAGUGGUCCUGAAUGUAUUUCCUUUUAGUGAUCAGUGCAGCUUGCUACUUGUAUAUCUACCGACACUGAUACCAAUUACAGUGCAGUAAUCCCUCGUUUAUCAUUUACAUUUUCGUAGGUAGAGCAUAGAAAACCUGUUUAUCCAUCCAUCCAUUUUCGACCGUUUAUCCGAGAUCAGGUCGUGUGGGCAGCAAUUUAAGCAGGGAGGCCCAGAUUUUCCUCUUCCUGGUCACUUCGUCCAGCUCCUCCCGGCGGAUCCCGAGGCAUUCCUAGGCCCGUUGGGAGACAUAGUCUCUCCAACAUGUCCUGGGUCUUCCCCGAGGCCUUCUACUGGUCGGACUUGCAUGACCAGAUGCCCAAGCCACCUCAUCUGGCUCCUCUCAAUGCGGGUCUCUCCCGGAUGACAGUGCUUCUCACCUUAUCUCUAAGGGAGGGCCCAGCCACCUUACGGAGAAAACUCAUUUCAGCCGCUUGUACCCUUGAUCUUGUCCUUUCAGUCACGACCCAAAGCUCAUGACCAUAGGUCCUGACCUAUGGUCCUGUUUAUGGCUUUCUAAUAUGAUUUUUACCAUUAUUAGAGCCCUCUAGACAUGAAAUAGCACCUCUAUAGUCACCUUUACACUCGUUUUACCAAUAUAGUAGAAAUAAUCAGAGAAAAUAAGCCAUUUAAGACAUACAUAAGACUUGUCCUCGUGUGUAUUUCAAUAAAUGUCUUCCAGAUAUUUGGACAAGAAGUGAUGUCGGGGAUUCAGAGUUGAGUUUUAGCUGGAGUACGGCCGCGACAGUAACUUGUGUUGUUAAUAUUAUGGUGGCGAUGAUGAUGAUGACUGUUAUUAAGUUAUUAUUGUACCUGUUGUGGGAAAAAUAAUUACAAAAUAAGAAAAGCCUGUCAUUGGUGAUCAAGUCUGGUGUGUGUUAUUAGUGGCACCCAGUGGCCAGUGUAGACGACAGUUCAUCAACGUCAGGCACUCAACACUAAUGAAUGAUAAUGUAAGAUGAUCGUUGACUAUAGGAAAUUGGAGUCACGGUGCAGAACUGCACAGUAGUAUACAGUACUCUACAGUACAGUUUUCACUUUUGCAUCAUGGUGCGUUCAAGGAAUGCAAGUGCGAAAUCUCAAUGCGUGAUGAAAAAACAUGAUCAGUGAUUGAUCAGUGUGUGUGUGUCUACAGAAAAAAACUGCUUAUUUUCACAGUAGAAAAAAAUACCUGUAAUAGUUUUGACUAAAAAACUGCGACUUUGUGGGGCCGUGAAUUUGGGAAUGUAGGGAUUCAUUUUAUACAUAUGAGCCAGUAUGUACAUUAAUCCCUCGCCACUUCCUGCUUCAAAUUUUGUGGCUUCCCUCUAUCACAGUUCUUCAAAAAUAUAUUCAUAAAUCAUGCUGUUUCAUGGUUGAAUCUGACUUAUCAGUCAUAAAAUAUGCCUAUUUAAGCAAAUAGUACGUAUUUUCUGCCCAGAUUCAGUAUUUUCAAGCAUAAAAAUUGCUAAAUGAAGUAAAAUACAAAUAGAAGGCAUUCAGAAAGGUAUUGAAAGGCGUUGUGAUAUGUAGUAUUCUACGCUGGCCACUAGGGGUUAGUAUUGUUACUGUAACGUUCAGUGAGACAGACCAGCACCGGACUUGAUCGCCAGAACAACAGGCCUUAAUUGCAGGUUUGAAUUGCUACUGUUGCUGCCGUAACCCACGGCCAGCUAAAACUCAACUCUGAAACCGUAACGUCACUUCCUGUCCGUCCCCCAACUCAACUCCCUUAACACUCGGACGCAUUUAAAGCAGCACACAUGAGCACAAGUCUUAUUUAUGUGUUAAAUGGCUUAUUUUCUCUUAUGUCUACUAUAUUGGGUAUUGGGUAAUACAAGUGUAAAGGUGAUUAUAUGGGUGUUGUUUCAUAUCUAGAGAGCUCUAAUAAUGUUAAUUUUGUUAUUUAAUCAAAUUUGACAUAUUCUUGGCCUAAAUUAAGCAUUUUUCAAACAUAAAAAUGGCUAAAGGAAUGAAAAUGCAAAUAGAAGGCAUUCAGAAUGCGCAUUCAAACAUGUAAUAUGUAGUAUUCUACACUGGCCACUAGGUGUCAGUAAUGUUACAUUGAUGAGACAAUAGCCACCCCAGGAAGUUAGCUGUCCAGCAAAAAACCAGCAUGUGUUGUGUUAUGUGAUGUUUUAUUUAUGUCUGUCCGUCUUAUUUACUACUAUGUCUACUAUAUUGGGUAAUACGAAUGUAAAGGUGACUAUAGGGGUUAUUUCAUGUCUAGAGUGCUUUACUAAUGUUAAAAACUGUAUUUAGAAGGUCGGAAUCAGUUUUUCUAUGCUCUUACUACACAAAUAUUCCAUUGCUAAAUAAGGAAUCCUACUUUUUGGAAAUUCUCUUAUCAUGGUCGGGUCUGGAACCAAUUAACCGUGAUAAAUGAGGGAUUACUGUAUAUGCAAAUGGGAGAAAAUAAAUUCAAAUGUGUGCACCCAAUUUGGUUUUUAAUAAUCACUAAAGAUCUACCAUGUGCGUAUCAUUCCAUCUGGUAAAAGAAAUUAAUCAUGAAGGUCCCAAUAGGAUGCCCAUCAUCGUUUGAGUGGAGCUAUAUACUGUAUACAUAUUAAUGCAGUCAAAACUCACAAAGUGAAACUCUCAAUGUUAAAAUCUGUGUUCUGUUUAGUAGAUACAGCCAUACAAUAUCAUCAUGUGAUUAUUAGUUUUCCGUGUCUGUAUUUUGGCCCUGGAGGUUAACUCAUCAGUUUAGUUUAGUUUUAGACAAAAACAAAGGGCUUGUUGAUGCGUCCAAAAACUACCCAUGCUUGGUCAUGGUCACGGAGCUGACAUUGUUGUCCAGUAGGUGUCAGUUUUGUAUCACAUAAACGCUCUCGCUUCUGCUGCCAUCCUCAUUGCUGCCUGACUUGUUUGUCUUUGUCAUCCAUCUUGGUACAUCUCAUUUUUUAGCAUUAAUGGGGACAUUCUGAUCUCAAUCCAAUCUAGUUCUAGUGUCUUUUUUUUUUUUUUUUUUUACUGUUUCGUGCUAAAUCCAAUAAUCCUAAAAGUGUCCCACUUUAAAAGUAGUUGGUAUUUUCCAUUGUGUUCUCUGCCACGUGUUCACAAUUGAGCAAAACGAAGCAAGAUGAAAAUAUGAAGAGAAAAAGUUGAUCCUGAAAACAUUGUUGUUUCCAUAUUAACAUUGACACAAGAGAAUAGGGCAUGAUAAAAUAUGAUCUACAAGUUAC